AUGAGGGAACCGUUGUGUUCACUUCCUGUCUUCUGGCUCCUGUGGUCGGCAGCAGUGUUGCAGUGCGGACUACCCCGGGGAGUACAUGCUACAAAACUUGUCAGGGCCCUGUAUGUAUUUGGCGACUCGCUGGUGGACGUAGGCAAUAACAACCACCUUCGCUUCUCCGUCUUGAAGGCAAACUACCGCCACAAUGGCAUCGACUACCCCGGCGGCGAGUCCACCGGACGCUUCAGCAAUGGCAAGAAUGCCGCCGACUUCAUCGGUAUUAUUUCAUCAUCUCUCUUUCUCUUUCUCCUCUCCUGCAAGUCGUUUUUAGCCCAUUAAUCAUAAUCGGAUUUGAUUAAAUGCUUUAAAAUUGCGAAAAAUUGUCUAGUAUGGUUCAUAUGUGCGAUACUGCAAAUUAUGCCAGUCAAAUGUUUUCUAGGACGAGGACAAUGAGGUGACAAUAAGAUCAAUAGACCCAUUUUUUAUCCCGCCAAUUGACGAGAUUAUUCUAACAAAUGCAAGAGGCACUUCAAGCCGGAAAGCUAAACGACGUAAGCUAAGAAGACAGCUAUGCAUAUUAACCUGUUGCAGCGAUGCACGUUGGCUUGGAGUCGCCGCCUCCGUACCUGUCCUUGCGGUCCACAUCCAACAGGACAGCAGUGUUUCUCUCAGGCGUGAACUUUGCCUCCGGCGGAUGUGGGAUCUCAGACGAAACGGCAAAAAAAUUAGUAAGUCGUGAAUUACGAAUGGGGGGGAGAAUGCCCCACUGGUCGUGCAUGCCGAGGUUUAAUGACGGCCUCCACCGCAGGAACAAUGCCUCCCUCUCAAGAAACAGAUACGAUACUACUCACAUCUGCGGCAGUCCCUGGUUCAGCAGCUGGGCAACAUGAAUGCGGGGAAGCAUCUGGAGAGGUCGCUCUUCUUGCUGGUCAUCGGAAACAACGACAUCUUUCAUUACGUGAAAGCCGUGUCUGAGGGGUAUCUUUGGAUUCCUCCUCCUCUGGAGUUCAUCGAUUCCCUGGUCCUCAUGCUAGAAGGCCAGCUGAAGGUAACCAACAGCUGAAAUCGGAGCAAAAACUGUUGUUGCGUCCUCCGACAAUAAUUUAAUUAGGACUAAUGGCACGUAAGAAGAAAAGUCUUAUACGCAUUUUUCAGCCUAUGUAUUAAUUGGAUUGUUCGUAAGGAUUUGCGUUUGAAAAAUAUUUUUUAAUUACUUCAAAAUAUUAGAAAAAUAAUAAUUUUUCGAUUGAUCAGUAAGAUCUAUACCGUAAAAAUAAUACUGCAUUUCAAGAAAGAUAUAAGAUAUGCUUUGUUUAUUUUGUAAUGCCUAACUUUACAUUAGGUCCACAUUAUGAGGGCUCAAAAUGGUUUGAAUACUCUUGUAUUCGUUACUAUGAAAAUCAAUUUUUGGUUUCAAAGAUCACCCAACUUUAUUUGAUACAGAUUAGUUUUAACUUAAAUUCCCUAUUAUCUGCAACAAAAAAAUUCUGAUGGCAUCAACAUAAUACGAUAUAAACGAAAUGAAGAACAGUACGGUAACCCAUCAUUGUAAAUUCUGUAAAAGACUUCGAGAGAAAAUUUGAGGUUGGCCAUUAUAGUCCAAUAGAAGGAGCAUUUUAUGGAUUAAAUGUUCAACGUCUGAUACUUGGCAAGUGAAGUCAUACUUCUGAAAUAAAGUACUGUGUUAACACCAGUGAUGUUGUGAGUUAGCAUGGUAGUAAUUGACAAAAACUAGUUUGAAGAAGACAAUGAUAUUAUGACCUGAAAUAUAGGAGCAGGUGUCUUGUAGAGAACUGUAUGAAGUGGAGGACAUGCAUCGAUUUACAGACUUCUAGUUUUCCAAUAAAAGUUUGAACACUAUUACUUUGAAAAAUAUUUUUAUUGUAUUUAAUGGAAUCUAGGCCAGAGAAAUUAACAUGCUCUUCUUUUCAUCUUUAAUCUCGCUUGAGUCCACUCGCAGAGGUUGUAUGAACUCGGCGCCAGGAGGCUCAUCUUCGUUGGGACGGGUCCUCUUGGCUGCUGUCCAUCCCACAGGAUCGGGAACAAAGGAUGGAAGUGCGACCCUUACACGAAUUGGCUCUCCUUAUCAUACAAUACUGCUGUAAGACAAAUGUUGCAAAAAAUGAUAUCUGGGUUUCACGAUUGGAGAUACUCCUUCUUCGACACAUAUAAGGCCGUGAUGGAAUACAUCGACAUGCCGGAGAGAUAUGGUGAGAUAAGCCCUCUCUCUCUCUACCUCUGUUUCUGUCUCUGUGCAUAUAUGUAUGUUUAUUUGUGUGUCUGAAGAACUCCAAAUUCUUGCUCUCUUUGAAGGAUUUGUGGAGGCGAAAACUGCUUGCUGCGGACUGGGACCUCUCAGAGCGAAGGUUCCCUGCCUUCCCAUAUCAUACUACUGCUCAAACAGGGAUGAGCAUGUCUUCUGGGACUUUCGCCAUCCAACGGAGGCCGCCUACAGGAACCUCUGUGACAUGAUCUUGAGAGGUUCCGAAGAAUAUGUGUAUCCAAUCAAUGGGAGUCAGUUGGUCAGCAUCUGA
Molecule: messenger RNA, 2522 nt
Organism: Spirodela intermedia
Lineage: Eukaryota; Viridiplantae; Streptophyta; Magnoliopsida; Alismatales; Araceae
Source: the annotation of a GenBank genome assembly